Molecule: messenger RNA, 665 nt
Organism: Aspergillus versicolor CBS 583.65
Lineage: Eukaryota; Fungi; Ascomycota; Eurotiomycetes; Eurotiales; Aspergillaceae
Product: putative small nuclear ribonucleoprotein SmD3
Exons: 4
Coding region: 151-501 (116 amino acids)
Biological process (GO): RNA processing; spliceosomal snRNP assembly
Cellular component (GO): commitment complex; catalytic step 2 spliceosome; U12-type spliceosomal complex
Molecular function (GO): RNA binding
Source: RefSeq, a predicted model, not a curated record
ACCAAAUCCUCCGCCAUCGACUCCGCGACAAUUUGACAACCCUCGCCUCUACCCCUCGCUCUUCGACCUGUCCACCGGCGGAACUCUACACCUUCUUUCUUUUUUACCGAGUCGCCGAUCCCUUUUCAGUCUCGCACACAAUCCGCCAAAAUGGGCAAGCUAACCAGCACAAUCGGUAUCCCGAUCAAGCUUUUGAACGAAGCGCAGGGCCACGUUGUCACGCUCGAAAUUACCUCUGGCGUCGUGUACCGCGGGAAGCUCCUCGAGGCUGAGGACAACAUGAACGUUCAAUUGAAGGACAUCACUGUCACAGCGCGCGAUGGCCGCGUCUCGCAUCUCGACCAGGUCUACAUCCGCGGUAGCCACGUGCGGUUCUUCAUUGUGCCGGAUAUGCUGCGAAAUGCCCCCAUGUUCCGCUCACGAGGACAGCGCGGCCGAGGUGUUGGACUUGCGCGUGGUAAGGCGACGGUGCAGAGAGCCAGGGGACAACGAAGAGGUUAGACUGUUGGUAGUGAGGGGAUACGGAUCGGAAUCUGGUCUUGCCGGCGUUGGUGAUUCUUUUUUUUCAUGUUUGUCUUCUUUCAAAUGGUACCAUGUGAGCUUGUGGGACAGAUAAAAUCGUACAAUUUGAAUGGGUAUUCUUGAAGUGGUAGAUCCUCUAGGCC